Messenger RNA from Trichosporon asahii var. asahii CBS 2479, 444 nucleotides. RefSeq lists its product as uncharacterized. The coding region runs from base 1 to 444 and encodes 147 amino acids. Lineage: Eukaryota; Fungi; Basidiomycota; Tremellomycetes; Trichosporonales; Trichosporonaceae. The transcript is spliced from 2 exons. The record is from RefSeq and is a predicted model, not a curated record.
AUGGGCAACUGCUUCUCGUCCAAGAAACAAGGCCAGGUGCUCGGCUCCGGCCCGCCCAGCGCUGGAGCCAGCGCCGGUGCCAGCGCCCCCAGCGUGGGGGGCACGCCUGUCUCGCCCUCUGGGAACACAAUAGGCGGUAGCGGAAACCCGGACGACCCGCGCGCCGCGGCGCUGCGAGCGGCAGAGGCGAGGGCUCAGGCUGCCGGCAACCGCGGUGUGUCGCCGACAAACGCAAAGGCAGGUCAGCUCUCGCAGAAGCUGGCGAUGGAGCGACGGACCUCGUCGACUGCCAACGUCAAGGGCAACCCGAACGAGCGCAUGAUGGUGAGCUGCUUGGAAUGUGAGAUCGGAGCUGACAUCAGGAUGCCGGCCAGUGGAACUAGUUUAUCCGGUGGUUUCGUUCUCAUCUCUCUCGUUCUCUUCGGCAAAGCGCCGCGUAUCUAA